Molecule: messenger RNA, 549 nt
Organism: Aureobasidium melanogenum CBS 110374
Lineage: Eukaryota; Fungi; Ascomycota; Dothideomycetes; Dothideales; Saccotheciaceae
Exons: 1
Coding region: 1-549 (182 amino acids)
Molecular function (GO): nucleic acid binding
Source: RefSeq, a predicted model, not a curated record
AUGAACCAACGCUACACCGAGGGCAUUACUAUGGCUCAGGUCAGAAUUGAGCUUCAGGACUUCUUGGAGCAAGAAGACCACACGACCAAGGCAUUCCCGCCCAUGCAAAAGAAUGAUCGCAAGGUUCUUCACGAGAUUGCCAAUCACUUCAACCUCAAGUCAAAGUCUGUUGGAAGCGGCAAGAACAGAGCGCCUGUUCUUAUCAAGACAUCGAGGACUGUCGAGUGGAGCGAACAACACUUCCACCGCGUCUCGAGCUUUGUCAGCAGAGGAUACCUCAAGAACUCAUCCAAGAAGCCCAAGAGUACCAUGGCUGGCGAGAUCAGAAGAACCAGACAAAUGGGAGGUGGCGGUGGCGGCGCCGCAGCAUACCGCAACGGUGAUGUUGUCGGCCACAACGCAUCCGAGAUCCCAGCAAGCAACUUUGGCAGAAAGCUCAUGGAGAAGAUGGGCUGGGCGGCUGGUAUGUCGCUUGGAAAGGAAGGCUCUGGUGGUCUCCUUGUUCCUGUGCAGGCCACUGUCAAGUCAGGCAAGGCUGGUCUGGGCUAG